AUGUCACAACAUCAAGAUACAUCUGCUUCUAAAAAUACUAAGUCUACUCAAAAGGUUAGUGCUCCUCCCAUGGGCAUCCCUGAUGAUGAGAUUCUGGAUGUUGCUCCAUUCUCUGUUAUUCCCGAUGCGGACAUUGAUUUGAACCAACCCAUCUCCAUUGAUGCCUCCGCUGCUGCAUGCUCCAAUCAAGGUAACACCUCUAGUAUCCCUUCUGGUUCAACUCCUGCCGCUCACUCUAGGGAAGAUAAACACUACGCUGAUCGUGUUAUAAGAGACCUAGUCACUAGAAUUCUUAAUGAAGGUCACUCUGUGAAGGGAGUUCCUACUCCCCUGUCUAAAAUGUGCCCCUCUCCUGAGGUUGAACAUCAUAGUGGUAAGGAUGACAAUUCCUCCAGUUCUGAGAAGGACUUGGUUGCUGAAGGGUUGUGCUCUCUAGGGAAAACCGUGUCUGGAAAAGGAAAAUCUGUGGCAUCUAAAACUACCAAUGCUUCCCACUCUGAGAAGCAUGAUGAUGCAAAUGUUGUGAUUGAUCUAGAGGAUGGUAGCUAUGAUGAUCAAGAGGAAAGCUUACUUCAUCACAUAAAGCCAAGUGUGGCUAAACGAAUGAAGACUCGCAAAGGAAAAUUUAUGGUUGAACUUAUGUCAGCUAGAAAAGCUAAGAAGACUGCUGGUAUUGGUCCCUCCAAAUCUUGGAGCAAGGUAGAAGUAAAGAAGAGGAAGGUCAGAGAUGAUUCUAAGUCUGAAGAGGAUGUUGAGGAAGAUGUCCCUGACAUCUCGCAUGUGAAGAAAACCACUGUUAGGAAGUCUCCUGUUAAAGUUCUUGCUGUACAUUUGGAUAACAUCUCUUUCCAUCUUGAGGAUGGAGCUGCCAAGUGGAAAUUUAUGAUUCAGAGAAGGGUGGAUGUGGAAAGGGAGUUGGGAAAAGAUGUUGCUGAUGUCAAGGAGGUCAUGGACCUGAUAAAGUCUGCUGGGGUGUUGAAGACUAUGGCUGGGUUCUCUCAAUGCUAUGAGGGUUUAGUUAAGAAAUUUAUUGUCAACAUUCCUGAGGAUAUUGCUGAUAAAAACAGCAAGGAGUUCUGCAAGGUGUUUGUGAGGGGUAAGCGUAUAUCAUUCUCUCCUACUGUUAUUAAUAAUUUUUUAGGCAGAAAAAUUGAGGAUGCAGGUGAAUUAAAAGUUACAGACAAUGAGGUCUGUAGAGAGAUUACAGCUAGGCAGGUGAAAGGUUGGCCUGUUAAAAAGCACCUUCCUGCUGGGAAGUUGACUGUCAAGUAUGCAAUCCUGCAUAAAAUAGGAGCUGCCAGCUGGGUCCCUACCAACCAUAUUUCCACCAUUGCUAAUACCCUUGGGAGUCAUGUCGAGGAUAUUGUCAUGACAUCUGCCAUGAAAAGGCCAGCCUCAAAAGUUGGAACAAUUGCUGAGCUUAAGGAGACAUGCAAAGAGCUAGGUGAAGGAAUACGGGUAGCCACAACUAGAAAACAAUCGUUGGAAGCCUUAAUUGCAAGCUUGGAGCAGGCUGAAGGUGAAAAUAUUAAACAUGCUAAUAUCAGCCAUGAAGAAGAAGCUGAAGCCCACACCUCUAGUGAGAGGUCUGCUAACAAUGAUGAGACAAGUGGAAAUUCUAUUUCUGGUGCUGAUGAAGAUGCAAGCUCAAGCUCUACUGAGUAG
Molecule: messenger RNA, 1665 nt
Organism: Lathyrus oleraceus (garden pea)
Lineage: Eukaryota; Viridiplantae; Streptophyta; Magnoliopsida; Fabales; Fabaceae
Exons: 2
Coding region: 1-1665 (554 amino acids)
Source: RefSeq, a predicted model, not a curated record